GCAGUUUUUCUUUUGUGUGCAGAAACAUGCGAGUUAAAAUAUCAGGCGGCGAGGCCACACAACGUUAGCGAGCAAGCCAGAAUCAAAGCAAAUCGUAUCCAACAAAAUCAAAAGAUGUUACGUCUCACCAUGGGAUUGGUAACCACCACUGUUCCCGCGAACGUCGUUCCUCAAUUCGGGUCAGUCCGAACAUCUAUUCGGGUCGGAAACCCAUCCGGGUUGAACUUCCCUCUCUCGCUGUCACAGAAGAGGAAUCGAAGCUAUGUUUGCUUGGCUGUGGAUGACGACCUCAGACAGGAGCAGCAGGACUCGAGUACAACCGGUAUUGGGUUGGGCUCCGCCCUUGAAGAAAGGCCCGAAAACACAGAUCUUUUUGAGAGUACAUCAGAAGAAAUGCAGGGAAAUUUUGAACAAGAUGGUGAACGAAGUGCUAUCUAUGAUUUUCUUUAUCCUAAUAAAGAUCUUCUUCCUGAUGAUAAAGAAAUGAGUGUAUUUGAUCAUCUUGAAGAGCUGCGGCAGAGAAUCUUUGUAUCAGUUUUAGCUGUUGGAGCUAGCAUUUUGGGAUGCUUUAAAUUUUCAAAAGAAUUGAUAAUGAUUCUUGAAGCUCCUGUUAAAUCACAGGGUGUAAGAUUUCUUCAGCUGGCUCCUGGUGAAUUUUUCUUUACAACUUUAAAGGUGUCUGGGUACUGUGGCCUUCUUUUGGGAAGCCCCGUCAUCCUCUAUGAAAUCAUAGCCUUUAUACUUCCAGGACUUACAAAAGCCGAAAGAAGAUUUUUAGGGCCAAUUGUUUUAGGCUCAUCAGUUCUUUUCUAUGCCGGAAUAACUUUCUCCUACUUAGUUCUGACACCUGCCGCUUUAAAUUUCUUUGUUAACUACGCUGAAGGCGCUGUUGAAUCAAUUUGGUCCAUUGAUCAGUACUUUGAAUUUGUUCUUGUGCUUAUGUUCAGUACAGGCUUAUCUUUCCAGGUACCUGUCAUACAAUUUCUACUGGGACAACUUGGACUGGUAUCCGGAGACCAGAUGCUAUCAAUUUGGAGGUAUGUUGUGGUUGGUGCAGUAGUGGCAGCCGCUAUAGUUACGCCAUCUACCGAUCCUCUCACUCAAGUUCUUCUAGCAGCACCUUUAUUGGGUCUUUACCUUGGUGGGGCAUGGAUGGUCAAGCUGACUGGACGAUGACCUUAGUCCCUUCUUAAUUACGUGCCAGAAUUUUCAGUCUGAGUAGAUGUUAAUGUACAUUCACACAGCAAUGUAGAGUAUAUUUUUAUUCGUACCAGAGCAUUACUUUUCCUGUAUUCCAAUUGAUUUAA
Messenger RNA from Vigna umbellata (rice bean), 1307 nucleotides. RefSeq names its product sec-independent protein translocase protein TATC, chloroplastic. Lineage: Eukaryota; Viridiplantae; Streptophyta; Magnoliopsida; Fabales; Fabaceae. The record is from RefSeq and is a predicted model, not a curated record. Gene Ontology annotation, cellular component: membrane; TAT protein transport complex. Gene Ontology annotation, molecular function: proton motive force dependent protein transmembrane transporter activity. Gene Ontology annotation, biological process: protein transport by the Tat complex; intracellular protein transmembrane transport.